GUGUAUCUGAACUAUCACUUGCCACAAUGUGAUUUUUCUCAAAAGGAAAGAUGUGUUUGAAUGACAUUUUAAGAGAUAUUACCCAACGUGUUGGUCGGCCUAAUCCUCCAAGGCCGGAGCCCGGAGUCCAACAGCACCCGCAACAACAUUAUGUGAACUAUCACCAGCAGAAUCCCAUAAUCGUACCAUCAACUGGUCCCACAUUUGCUCCAUCCCAUAACACCGUAUAUAGCAACAAUAAUGGCUCCGGACAGACUGCUCAAGGCCCUCAGUCAUUCCCACCAGAUCGACCCACUCAGCGGCCGUCUAGCAGUUUCACUUGGGGCAACCUUGUCACCACAGACAAAAGGCCUUCACCGUUAUUUGCGCGCCUCCUUGACGCAAUUUUCAAUUUCGCCGACCGGAAUCACUGGCCGCAAAAUACCGAAGGCCUCGAGCCAUCCAAGUACGCCUUUCUUCAUGAAGAAAUGGGAUAUCCUCUCCAAGGAAACCCUUCCAAGUUAUACCUCCAGCUAGCGACCGAAAAUCACUUCCCAACGCCCGAAGCGACCCGUAAUGAAGCCCUGACAAUUCUUUACAGAACUUUCGGCUUCCGCUUCUCCAUAGGCCAAGGUGAGAUACCAGUGCUGAGUCGCCAAGGGUUUCAUUCCGCCAUGCUCCUUGACACCCUCGUCGACCCCACCGGGCAGCUCAGUCGAUUCAACCACAUCCUCUCCCGCCGCCACGCGGGCAUCUUGGACCCCGAGACGAACAUGCCGUUUCCGUUGGCGUCCAUUCCGAGGGCCUCAUUUCCAAUGGGGGCGGAUCAGCAAAAGCUGCUCGACCAACGGAACGCAAAUUCAAGAUUCAACGCUGAAUUUCGAGAGUACAUGGCACAAUUGCAAGGCAUGCAGCAGCAGGUACAUUUUGCUACCAUGAAUGCCAUGACACCGGGGUAUUGGAUAUAUGGGCCGUACGGUAGAUAUGAAUAUCAUAGCACUGGAGGGCUAAACUGGUGAUUUGCAGAAGAUACGCACAGGAUUAUGGGGAACAAUUUGCAAACAUCGAUUCUUGGAACAUUUUCAUCUGUAAUGAAACGCUCAGUGUAAGCAUUCAGUGUUGGGUAGCUAUGCCAAAAGCCCACAAUAACCCUGAGGCGGAGACUUUCUGUUAAUGGUGUUGCUUAUAUCAGGUCUAAUAUUCCUUGAAUAUGUUAUAUGUAUGCUACCCACGUCAUGUAAAUCACAAACUGUUGCCUGCUAAGAAGAGGCAUGAUCUGCUAGUUCUGAAUUAAUAUGGCUGAACAAGCGGAAUAUAAGUAGCC
Molecule: messenger RNA, 1303 nt
Organism: Aspergillus wentii DTO 134E9
Lineage: Eukaryota; Fungi; Ascomycota; Eurotiomycetes; Eurotiales; Aspergillaceae
Exons: 1
Coding region: 51-998 (315 amino acids)
Source: RefSeq, a predicted model, not a curated record